AUGGCUGGUGACGAUGCUGACGUUACUGGAAAUGAUAAGGGAAAAGGAAUGGCUAUUGCAGCACCUGUGUUGAUUCCUCCUUCCUCCACUCAUGGGGAGAAACCCGAGAAAUUUAGUGGGACAAACUUCAAAUGCUGGCAGCAAAAGAUGUUGUUCUACCUCACUACUCUGAACUUGGCCAAAUUUCUGAAAGAAAGUGCUCCUGCAUCAGGAAGCACUGUGGAAGAGGCUGCUGCUGUAGAUGCAUGGCAUCAUGCAGAUUUUCUAUGCAAGAAUUACAUUCUUAAUGGAUUGGACAUUGUACUUUACAAAGUGUACAGUCCAAUAAAGAAUGCUAAAAGCUUGUGGGAGUCUUUAGAAAAGAAAUACAAGACCGAAGAUGCUGGAGCAAAGAAAUAUAUAAUCGGUUGUUUUCUUGACUACAAGAUGGUAGAUACUAAAACUGUACUCAGUCAAGUUGAGGAGUUUCAAUUGAUCCUACAUGAGAUGGCUGCAGAAAAUCUGUCAAUUAAUGAAACUUUGCAAGUGGGAUGUAUUAUUGAGAAACUUCCUCCAUCUUGGAAGGAUUUCAAGAAUUACCUCAAGCAUAAGCGCAAGGAGAUGGAUCUUGAGGGUCUAAUUGUGAGGCUACGGGUUGAGGAAGGCAAUCGCAUAUCUGACAAGAGAAGUGAUGCUAGUUCUAUGAUGGCCAAGGUACUUGUCAUGGAAGAUGAACUACAAAACAAAAAUAAGAAGAGAAAGUUCUCUGGGAAAAAUUAUAAGCCAGGAAACUCAAAGAAGUUCAAAGGCAAGUGUUUCAAUUGUAAUAAGACAGGCCAUCGUGCUAUGGAAUGUCAUAGCAAGAAAAACAAAGGCUACAAGAAAGCCACUGAAGCAAACAUGACUGAGGAAGAUAAAUUGUCUGUUGAUUUUGCUGAUAUGAAUCUUUCAGCCAUGGUGACUGAAGUCAAUAUGAUAACAAGCGCCGAAGAAUGGUGGAUAGACACAGGGGCUACUUGCCAUAUAUGUUUUGAUAAGAAGAUGUUCUCUACCUAUGCUGAAGUAAAUCAAGGAGAGCAAUUAUUCAUGGGCAAUGCUUCCACAUCAAUGGUUCAAGGCACUGGUAAUAUUGUUUUAAAGUUGAUAUCUGGGAAAGAAAUUACUUUAAACAAUGUACUUCAUGUGCCUGAUAUUCGAAAGAAUUUAAUCUCUGGUUCGAUGUUGAUCAAAAAUGGAUUUCGUGUGAUCUUUGAAGUUGAUAAAGUCAUACUUACCAAGAACGGGAUAUAUGUAGGAAAAGGUUAUCUCAGUAAUGGCCUUUUCAAGAUAUGCUCCCAAGAAGUCCAAGGAAAGAGUAUCUAA
Molecule: messenger RNA, 1341 nt
Organism: Rosa rugosa (rugosa rose)
Lineage: Eukaryota; Viridiplantae; Streptophyta; Magnoliopsida; Rosales; Rosaceae
Exons: 1
Coding region: 1-1341 (446 amino acids)
Molecular function (GO): nucleic acid binding; zinc ion binding
Source: RefSeq, a predicted model, not a curated record